Molecule: messenger RNA, 1474 nt
Organism: Pyrus x bretschneideri (Chinese white pear)
Lineage: Eukaryota; Viridiplantae; Streptophyta; Magnoliopsida; Rosales; Rosaceae
Product: probable sugar phosphate/phosphate translocator At3g11320
Exons: 4
Coding region: 293-1204 (303 amino acids)
Cellular component (GO): Golgi apparatus
Molecular function (GO): antiporter activity
Source: RefSeq, a predicted model, not a curated record
CAUUUACACAAAAUUAUAAUCCAAAACAAAAAUUAAAACAUUGGAACAACGUAAAUUAAGAAACAAAAGAAACCUCCGAAUUUAAAGCUCGAAAUCUACGUUCCAGAUUUCUUUCCAUCUCCUUCCCCAGAUCCAUUACAUGAUCUCCUCCAUCACUCCAACCCACCAUCCCCCAUUUCCAAUCAAAUCUUUGUCUCUCCGACAUCCUUCAACAAUUCAAAAACAACCUCAACAAAUCCAUGCACUCCACCUUCCCCUUCACAAAAUUUAACAAAUCCGAAACCCCGAAAACAUGUCGAUGUUCGUCACGGUCGGAUUAAUAACGGCAUGGUACUCGUCGAACAUCGGAGUUUUGUUGUUGAACAAGUUUCUCCUGAGCAAUUACGGGUUCAAGUACCCGAUUUUCUUGACCCUUUGCCACAUGCUCGCGUGCUCCCUCCUCAGCUACGUAGCCAUUUCGUGGAUGAAGGUCGUUCCCAUGCAGAGCAUCAAGUCACGCGUCCAGUUCUUCAAGAUAUCGUCCCUCGGUCUCAUCUUCUGCUUGUCUGUCGUUGGCGGGAACAUCUCGCUCCGGUACCUCGCCGUGUCGUUUAACCAGGCCAUCGGCGCCACCACGCCGUUCUUCACGGCUGUGUUUGCGUAUAUUAUGACUCUCAAGAAGGAGGGCUGGGUCACGUAUGUUACUCUUAUUCCGGUUGUCACCGGCGUUAUCAUUGCCAGCGGGGGAGAACCAAGUUUUCAUCUGUUUGGAUUUAUAAUGUGUAUUGGUGCUACAGCAGCAAGGGCACUCAAGUCAGUGCUUCAAGGGAUACUCCUCUCUUCUGAAGGGGAAAAGCUUAAUUCCAUGAACCUGCUCAUGUACAUGGCUCCUGUAGCUGUGGCAAUCCUUCUCCCUGCAGCUCUUUUGAUGGAAGAGGACGUAGUUGGAAUAACAAUUGCACUUGCAAGAGAUGACGUGUCAAUUGUCUGGUACCUGGUGUUCAACUCUGCUCUUGCAUAUUUUGUCAAUUUGACCAACUUCGUGGUAACCAAACACACCAGUGCCUUAACUCUCCAGGUGUUGGGAAAUGCAAAAGGAGCGGUUGCAGUGGUGGUUUCAAUUUUGAUAUUCAGAAAUCCGGUAUCAGUGACCGGAAUGCUCGGUUACGGUCUCACAGUAACAGGAGUCAUCCUCUACGGCGAAGCCAAGAAACGAGGGAGGUAGAUUAAGUAUUUUUAUGGGUAUAUAUAUAUAUGUGAGCAGAUUUCCUGAGCUGCACUCUCCAUUUUUUGUGCAAAGGAGAGGAACAAGGGGCUUUUGUCUGCCCAAAUCAGAGAGGACAGCUCAAGCAACAACGUGGUCUGUCAUUUGCCUUGUAACCUUGCGCCCCGAUGUGCUUAGCUCAAAAUUUUUCUGUUCGAUUUAGGGAGUUCGAAUUUUGUGUAUUAUUGUUUGAUUUCGCUGAUAAUGAAAGAUAACGUGAUGAUUUCGCUA